Molecule: messenger RNA, 1848 nt
Organism: Exophiala dermatitidis NIH/UT8656
Lineage: Eukaryota; Fungi; Ascomycota; Eurotiomycetes; Chaetothyriales; Herpotrichiellaceae
Product: fatty-acyl-CoA synthase
Exons: 2
Coding region: 1-1848 (615 amino acids)
Biological process (GO): fatty acid metabolic process
Molecular function (GO): medium-chain fatty acid-CoA ligase activity
Source: RefSeq, a predicted model, not a curated record
AUGCGGGCCCUCUAUCGAACGCGGUCCCAGUCCUCGUACCUGGUACAACAGCCAUGCAGCCGUUCACCUUGUCUUCUUCGGCCCGGGCUUAAGCUUUCAACACUAGCGAGAGUAAAAGGACCUCUUUCCCCUCCACUGCUCGAGGAAACCGUCGGGGAGAACUUCGCACGCAUUGUAUCAGCCCACGGCGACCGACAGGCCGUGAUAUCGCGACACCAGAACGAACGUCUGACAUACGACCAGCUCGAUCGAGACAGUAACGUGUUGGCCAGGGGCCUUGCAAGCCUUGGAGUCGGCAAAGGCGACAGGGUAUGCGUAUCACUAGGGAACAACUUGGAAUUUGCAACCAUCACAUACGCCCUGUUUAAGCUGGGAGCCAUCCUGGUCCCGCUGAACCCGGCAUUCACAUCGGCCCAGAUCAUUUCAGCGCUUAACCAUUUAUCCGCCACGCAUCUAGUCAUUGGGACCGAGACGAAUCUACCAUACAAGCCGCCUCGAUCCAAUGUGCCACUUUUGGAAUCUCUGGUACCGGACCUGGCAACAUCAAGCCCAUGUAUCUCGUCAGAAGCAAUCCCGACCCUGAAGCAUAUUGUCGUCGUGAACAAUUCGGCCGGGCGUAUCGAUACAACGAAAUUCCGGGCCAUCACGCCCUGGUCGGCUAUUUCCAAAGACUCGGACAGCAGUCCGGUGAUACUGUCUGAGCCGCUUUCGAAUCGAGAAGUCGUAAAUAUCCAAUUCACGUCGGGGACGACGUCGACUCCCAAGGCUGCCUGUCUGACGCAUCGGUCGAUCCUCAACAACGGCAAUCAGAUCGGUGAUCGGAUGCAUUUGACACCACGGGACAUUGUCUGCUGUCCACCGCCUCUGUUCCAUUGCUUCGGUUGUAUUCUCGGGUACAUGGCGACCCCGACGCAUGGCUCAGCCAUACUGUUCCCGACCGAGGCGUUCGAUCCCAUGGCCACGCUGAAAGCCGUGCAGGAGGAAAAGGCAACGGCUCUCUAUGGAGUGCCCACCAUGUUUCUUGCUGAGCUCGAGCUGAUUGACGACGAGAAGAUCGCCUACGAAGGCUUUGAGCAUUUGCGGACAGGUAUUGCCGCGGGGUCAUCGGUGCCUGCCGAAUUGAUGCGCAGACUCCACAAGACGCUCAAUCUGACCGAGCUGACCAUCUGCUAUGGAAUGACCGAAACCUCGCCGGUGUCGGCCAUGACAACGACCGACGACCCGAUCGACAAGCGGAUCAAUACCGUCGGCCGACUCCUCCCACAUGUGGAAGCAAAAGUCGUGGAUCCAUUCGAUCACGACAAACUCCUCAAUAUAGGCGAACGAGGUGAAUUGGCCGUCCAUGGAUACUUGGUCAUGAAGGAGUAUUGGGGCCAACCGGACAAGACCGCCGAGGUCAUGAAGGCAGACCAGGAGGGCAAGGUAUGGAUGCAUACUGGUGAUGAAGCUUCGAUCGAUGAGGACGGUUAUGUGAGCAUUACUGGUCGUAUUAAGGACCUGAUCAUCCGUGGUGGUGAAAACAUUCAUCCUCUGGAAAUUGAGAAUUGUCUCUUUGCCAAUGACAAAAUAGCAGAAGUCAGUGUGGUUGGAUUGCCGGAUAAAAAAUAUGGUGAAGUCGUCGCCGCCUUUAUUGUUCGCAGGCACCAUUUACCCGCCGGUCAAACCCCCAUCACUACCGAAGAGGUCAAGCGCUGGGUUAGGGAUCGUAUGAGCCAUCAUCUGGUCCCUAAGUAUGUCUUCUUUGUGGAUGACUAUCCAAAGACCGCAAGUGGAAAGAUUCAGAAAUUCAAGCUGCGUGAGAAGGGGGUCCAGCUGCUCGAGGAAGCAGCAGCAGCCAGCUACAGCUAA